This is a messenger RNA of Parnassius apollo (apollo), 1899 nucleotides long. NCBI's taxonomy places the organism in Eukaryota, Metazoa, Arthropoda, Insecta, Lepidoptera, Papilionidae. The record is from the annotation of a GenBank genome assembly.
AUGGGAGCACACGGAUCCAAAGAGAAGCUUUACAGAGCUAAUUCUGAAAAAUAUCCAUCAAAACUUCCUGUUCCGAAUGAUAAGAAAUACAAGUUAGCCGUGAAUAGGGAGAGAUUUGGAUCUUUUGCUAGAGGAAAUGGCAAGAAGCGAGACAGCGGCCCGACGCCUACAACCCCCAGCCGCCCUCCUGCUACACCGCCCCAGCCCCCGUCAGUACAGGCCAAGAAAAAUGGUGUGGUGCAGAAACUAUCGUCAUCACCGAUGGCGGUGCGAGCGCGGACUUCUCUCGCUCCUCCCCCAUCACCUAGGAAGCCCCCACCGCACCGUGCACCAGCGCAGAGGCCUAACACAUUGACCACCACCAAAGAGCCGCCGCGAGUUACGGCGGCGGUGGGGCCACGAGGCAAGCGGGUGCAAACGCCGCAGCCGCCUGCCCGUACACCGGCUGCACCGCUACCUGCUCCGCUCACCGCUCCGCUUCCCGUAUCUCCGCCUACUCCGCCAGCUAUUCUGCCCCGCGAACACGCCACAGCGUUAGCGCACGCUGCUAAAGGCGUUGAAGCAUUGGGAGUUUUAGUGCAGUAUUUAGUUUUUAGACUGGACGCACUAAACGGCGGUUCCUGGCGUUUAGAGGCGGAAAGAUGGCGCAGCGUCGCCGCCGCAGAGCGCAGCAGCGCUGCGCGCGCGGACCGAGACAGACAGCAGCGCGCGCAAAAGGAUCUUGAUACCAUCGCAGAAUGCCUGAGCAAGAUCUCAGAGCUAGAGAUGGAAGUAUCUUCCAAAGAAGAAGCAAAUUCGCGUCUUCAAGCUACCCAUAUGGAGGAGGUGGCUGCCUUGAAAAAGGACAUUAAGGGACUUAAAGAUACAAUCGAUUCCCUAAAACACGAAGUCGCUGAAAGCAGGGCGCGACUUCACGCACAAAGCGAGAUCGAGCGCGCUCUGCGCGCGCAACUAGAAGCGACGCGAGCUGAGUUAGAGCGUGGCGAAGCGCGCGCACAGGUGGAGCGAGGCGAGGCGAGCGCUCGCUUCGAGCGGUUGUGCGACAUGUGCGAUGCGGCUUGCGAUCCAGUGUGCUGCGAUGCGGAGGAGUGCGAGCUUCGAUUGGACGCAAAUGAGGAAUUGAGCACGGACGCUAAUGAACUAGCGGCCGAGGUGCGAUCGCUGCGAGCCGUGAUCGAGCUGAAGCAAGCGGAGAUGGCGUCGCUGCGUGACGCGCGCUCGGAGCUGUGUGCGGAGCGCGAGCGGCGCGCGGCCGCCGAGCGCGAGGCGCGGUCCGCGCGGCACGCGGCCGAGGAGCUGCGCGAGCGCGCCGCGGCCCGCCAGCGUGACGUUGACCGCCUGCGCGACGACAACCGCCGACUGCGUGACGCGGCCGCGCGCGACCGCGACCACGCUACCAGGCUCGCCGCGCUCAACGAGGAGCUCAGAUACAAGCUGCGCCAGAAGUCACAGGUGGUAUCUUUGCUAGCGGGCGGCGGGUACAUCGAGCGGACGCCGAUGCGUACGCGCAGCUCGUCGGGCGAGUCGGUGCGCUCGACGUCGCCGGCGCCGGACUCGCCGCCGUCGCCCGCCGCCUCGCCCGCGCCCGACACGCCGCCGCUGCCCGCCGUCAAGGGCGUCGUCGAGAAACACGACUCUGUCAGUUGGGUGCUCGAGAUCGAGGAGACACCCGAGGAAAUGGCUUCGAGAUUGGCGAGGCGAUCAUCGUUCCGCGCGUCAGCUUCGCCGAGUGGCGUGAAACGGCGCGGAGGUGGCUCGCCGGGCAGCUCGCCCGCGCCCGCCUCACCAGCGCCGAACGCCUCCAAGCUCUUCCGAACCGGCGAACUCGACUUCCCACCUCCACCUCUAAAGGAAUCCGCCGGUGAGGCCAUCUACAUAUACGACGACCGCCAAUAUUGA